Molecule: messenger RNA, 2854 nt
Organism: Homarus americanus (American lobster)
Lineage: Eukaryota; Metazoa; Arthropoda; Malacostraca; Decapoda; Nephropidae
Product: deoxynucleoside triphosphate triphosphohydrolase SAMHD1-like
Exons: 12
Coding region: 146-1669 (507 amino acids)
Biological process (GO): dGTP catabolic process
Cellular component (GO): nucleus
Molecular function (GO): dGTPase activity
Source: RefSeq, a predicted model, not a curated record
UCUCUCACAGCCAGCGGUCUAACAAAGUUAGUACUGUUCUGAUAGUGUUAGGUGUUGCUCCACAGCCGUUAUUUACGUUAAUUGUGGAAUCUACUCACCCCGUUCGUCAUAUUAAAGAUUGCAGUACCCAGGAAAUACAGAGAUAAUGAAUGUUGAGAAAAACAGUGGUCCUCGUGAGAUGCUUGGUGAUCCUCAAGUAUCCAUUCAGGAGAAUGGGAAGGUCUUCAAUGAUGCUGUCCAUGGGCCCAUCUCUCUCCAUCCCCUAUGUGUUAAAAUCAUUGACACUCCUCAGUUCCAGCGGCUCAGAUUCCUGAAACAAUUGGGUUCUGGUUACUUCGUUUAUCCAGCCGCAGCUCACAAUCGAUUUGAACACUGCCUUGGGGUUUGUUAUUUGGCUGGCGAGUUCAUUGGUGCCAUUAAGACCCGCCAGCCUGAAUUAAACAUCGAAGACAAGGAUGUUUUGUGUGUUAAGAUAGCUGGUCUGUGUCACGACCUGGGUCACGGCCCAUUCAGUCACCUCUGGGAAAAAUUUAUUGAAAAAGUUCAUGAAAAGGAGAAGUGGAAGCAUGAGGAUGCUUCUGUAAAAAUGUUUGAUUAUUUAUUGGAAACCAAUAAUCUUGAUGAUGAAUUUAAGAAAUAUAAAUUAGAAGAUACGGAUAAGACGUUUAUCAAGGAACUCAUUGCUGGUGCAGGGACGUCUAAAGAUGGAACAUGGUGCAAUAAGGGUCGAGGAGUGGAGAAAGCUUUUUUGUAUGAGGUUGUGGCCAACAAGCGGACUGGUGUGGACGUAGAUAAGUGGGACUAUUUUCUGCGUGAUACUCAUAACCUUGGCAUCUCAGUCACAUUUGACUACUCUCGCCUCGUGAAACUCUCUCGUGUGAAUCGCUUAAAAAAUGAGGAGCAGCAUAUAUGUUUACGUGAUAAGGCCAUUGACAAUCUGUACGAAAUGUUCCACGCUAGACGUACACUUCACAACUCAGCCUAUCAGCAUCGUGUUGUCCAGACCAUUGAUUCUAUGUUAAUGGAUGCCUUCAUGAGUGCAGAUAAGCAUAUUAAGUAUCGUGGGAAAAACAAGGAAAUGUUUGCCUUAUCGGAGGUGCAUCAUGACAUGUGUGCCUACACCAACCUAACUGACGAUGUCUUUCAUCGGAUCAUCUUAGCUGAAGAGGAUGACCCACAACUGAAGGAUGCACAAAACAUCCUCAGAAACAUCCUCACCAGGAAACUGUAUGUUUAUGUUGGCCAAACACAACCCAAAGAAGCAGGAUCCUCCAAUAAAAUUACUAAAGCUGAUCUGCUUACGGAUCUGCAGGAAAAUAUUCCUGAAAAUAGUACAUUAAAGAAAGAUGAUUUCGAUGUUUUAGAAGUCAAACUUGACUUUGGUAUGGGCGAUACGAACCCAAUAGAACAUGUCCAUUUCUACAACAAGAUGUCACCCGAGGAUGUAAAAGCUAUGCGGGACGAUGUUUCUGUGUUGCUUCCCAAGAGUAUUCAUGAAGUUAUAUUUCGUGUCUUGAUCAAGAGCUACAGCGAAGAACACCUUAAAGAAGCCCACGGUAUUUUCAAGGCUGUAUGUGAGAAGCUCAAAAUGAAGGAACCUUCUGUUGACUCAUGGUCCAGACUUCUUACCUCUGCCAAUUUGACCAACUUGGAAUCAGUGGAUCAAUAAAGUGACAGUUCUGCAACACAGCAUACAGGGUAUUUCUUUUCAAUAAGGAGACCAACUUGAAACUUAGCAGUACUGUAUUAAACUACCCUGUACCUUGUUUAUUAAAAAAGUAUGUACUGUAAAGGUAUAAGAAUGUUCAUACAGUACACACAUUUCUGUAGCUUGAUAUGUUCUUAAAAUAUUGUUUCUAGAAUAUUUUCAAAUAUCACAGUGUAAGGAAUAUUUUUUUAGUAAGAUUAUACCAAAGAAAUUAUAGUCAUUAUAAUUUUAAAUUCUUGUUUUUAAAAUAUUCUAUGCUUGUACUUAAUUAUACAGUACAUUAGAAUUGAUUUAGAAAUACUUAUGGGACUUAACAUGUAAAUAAAUGUAGGGUCUUCUAAUAGUACAUUUUCGUCUGUUUUAUUUGGUAAACAUAUACAGUAGUCAUAAUUUCUUGAUUAAGUUUUCUAUACUGGGGUGAAAAUGAUUUUUAAAUUUAUUGAAGAUGAUUUUUUGGAGAAUGUGCCCCUUGGGAAAAUCUUUCCCAAAGCUGGAAUUUUCCGGAAAAUUUCAAUUCCGGCUAUCAGAGAGUUCCGAGUUUGAGGAAUUCUGCUAACGGAGAUUCCCUGUAUUAUUAUAAUAUGUUUAUUUUUUUCUACUUAAUUAGUAAAUAAAUCAUAUAUCUUGAGGUACAUUGUUCCUUCUUUACCAGGAUCUAGUCUAGGCAAACUCUGUAGCCAGGUUCCCUUUAACCCAAACUUAAUCCACACCAAAGAAUACUGUCAUCUUUUGUCGGGUUAGUCAUGUGAGGUCAAGGCAGUUAUUGACAUUGUUGACCCUUGGAUUACCAAGUGUCACCACCAGACUUGAUUAUGCCCUUUAAAUCCAAUGUUACUGUGGCCUUCACUUUUGCACACAAUUUUGCUCACUAUUUUUUGGGUGUUAGAGUAUUUGUAUGUUUAUAUAAAUGAAUAUGUUUGCAUGUAAAAGUAUUUGUGGUUAUAUUUAUGCAUAUAGAAGACAUCAGCCUAUGCCAACAUUUCCUUGCCUGGCUCUGCGUUGUGUGAAUAUCUCGUCAGCUCUACUGGACUGAUAUUCACGCCUAAGUGUAUCACAGUAAGUAAUAAGAAUUUUGGAAUUCAAUUGUUACUCAAAAUCAUUUCAAAAUUUUGUUUAUCAAUGAUGCAAAUAAAUGUAGCUUUUUGA